This is a messenger RNA of Phycodurus eques (leafy seadragon), 5693 nucleotides long. It is a transcript of the gene abhd18, whose product is annotated as abhydrolase domain containing 18. The coding region runs from base 4015 to 5340 and encodes 441 amino acids. NCBI's taxonomy places the organism in Eukaryota, Metazoa, Chordata, Actinopteri, Syngnathiformes, Syngnathidae. The transcript has 11 exons. The record is from RefSeq and is a predicted model, not a curated record.
UUGGGGUCCCGCCGGGAGAGGACAGAAAACGGCGUGACAAGAUAUUCCAAAUGGCCGGGGGGGGGUAUUGAAACCAGUUUUCCAUUCGUCCCCCUCUCUAAUGCGGAUGAGAUGGUAUGCAUUGCCUAGAUCCAGUUUGGUGAAUAUGGGGGUGUCGCAGAGGGGUUCAAAUGAAGGGUCAGUAAGGGGGAGCGGGGAUUUAUUUUUCACAGCGAUGUCGUUGAGUCCCCGGACGUCAAUGCAGGGGCGGAGAGUGGGAGCUUUCUUUUCAACGGAAAAGAAUCCGGGACCCGGCCCGGUGUCCACAUCAUCAUAUCGGAAUGAGAUGCGAAUGUGCCCAGUUUGCCGAAUAUGUUCAGUGCGAGUACUACAAAUGUGCGGUGUGUGUGUGUGUGUGUGAAGUAAGAGGCGAGACUCCUGCAGGCCUUGCCAGGCCUGACCGGCUGGAAGAUCCCGGUGAAAAGGGGGGGCGGCCCUCCUUUAGCUGCUAAUCCCCCCCCCCCAGCACCCUCAAAGAUUUUACCAUUGGUUAAUGUUGAUAGUUUAUCUUUCCAGUUGAACAAUAUUGCUUGUUUUUUUGUUUUGUUUGUUUUUUUAGCGAGUGCUAAAAUUCCAAGUAUUGGUCGAGCAUGUUUAUUUGGAAGAGCGAUCGAUACCUUUGAAAUCACCCGAUAGAGAAAUUGGAAUCCUCCGAUUCAAAACUGACGAGAGUUUCUGUCUUUUUCUCAUUUUGCGAAGUCACAGCAUGUUACUCCAAUUGCAAAGUCUUGACACUGGCUCCCAGUCAGUUUGAAAAUCGAUUUGAAAGUUCUCACACUGGUCUAUGAAUCACAAAAUGGUUGCGGCCCCCAAGACAUGAAAGAAACGCUCACGGAAUAUCAACCCAGAAGGGCUUUGUCAUCGACAGACUCGCUCGCUCGGGUCCAAGCCAACGCACGAUGCUGCACACGAACGGGCGAGGUUGCCAACAGAAGUGGCGUCGGCCCCCAAGUGUGCAUGUUUUUGAGUCCGUGUUAAAAACCAUAUCCCCCCCUCUCAUGCUAUUUAGAGCAUUUUCCGCUUUGAAAUGAUCUUUCUUGCACUGUACGCUGUUUUAAUUGUAUUUUUUUUUCUUCCUCUCUUUGUUUUCAAUGUUUAUAGGCUGUUUUUCUUUCCAUUCCUUUCAUCAUGUAAAGUUCAUUGCGUUACCUCGUGUAUGAAAUGCGCUAUAUAAAUACAUUUGCGUUUGUUUGCUUUGAUUAAUUUGUCUAAUUAGUUAUUUUUGCUUUGUGGCACGAGUGCCACCAUUUUCUGAACAAAAACGGGAUGUUCUACUAACGUAUUCACGUGUGUUGGGAAUCUUUUUAGGAUUGCUGUCCUUACGUUGUCGUGUUGACGGACGUUACCGCGUCUAAUUAGAAAUCCUUGGAAUCGUCUUUCACAGGACAUGAAUGGAUUAUUUUUGAAUAAGCGACGUCGGCGGUCAAUUCCCCCGAGUUCCGAUGUUUUGCAGUAAACGGGCAUUUUGUUCACCUCAAAAUCAGGAUUGGGGAGGAACGACGUGGCGCGGACUGAGAUUGUGUGGUUUCGAGACUUUUCCACCAAACCCGACGAAGUGGCUGCAAUAAUCUGAUUGUUCAAACAAUUGUGGCGUUUGAGGCUUGUGCUGUUAAAUGGGAGGUCUGAAAAUUUGGCGCUAUUGCAGUCUUACCUGUUCUCGUUCCAGCCAAGAUUGUUGUUCAACAUUUGAACCUAACCGUUUCAUGAGGUAUUUGUGCUUGAAGUGAGGUGCUUCAAGUCCCAGUUCGGUUUUACUUUUCUGAAGGGUACAUAGGCUAAUUCUAUUCUACUUUUGAAAUUUUGAGAGUGAAAAAUGUAAAAUGGCAGAGUCUAGCUUUUGGAACCGCUUUAACGCGGGUUUGAAUGGGAUCAUUGAAAAUAAACGGUUAAUUUGAGGUACGGUUUUCCUUUUUACCGUAGCAAUACACCCUCGGAAGUGAGAUGCGGAAGCUGUUCCGACGUUUUAAGUCGUCAUUUUUUUACCGUUGGAGGUCUGUGAUUUCGAUGAUCUGAGAUAUUAAUGCGUAGCUAUUUGAUAUUCCCCGUAGUACUUGGAAAGUAUGGAUUUUGGUCCGCAGGACUCUUGUGAGUUCGUCGUUAUCGGAAGUGUGGUUGAUUUUGACGGGUUGAUGGCAUAUUCUGAUAAUUGUGAAAAUGUCUCAAUGAGCUCAAAAACUGUUUGAAGUGAUGACUUGUGUUCUUGGAAAUAAAGGAGGAGAUCAUUGAUUUUGUGUUUGGACACAGAAGAGCAGAUACCUUUUCAUACUAGUGUUCCGCCGGAUCGUUACUGCCAGUGGUUCGAUCGAUGGUACGAAUAGCAGGGGUGAGAGUUGGGCGUCCAGGGAGUCAAGUGAACAUCUGUGACGUGACCCCACUCGUGGCGGCAGUUGUACCACGUUGCGAUCCGGUGAACAUAUGAAUCGCCGAAGCCAAAUUUGUGAAGUGUUGCAAACCCAAGACCAUCGAGACCAAUUGCUUUCGGAUUAUUACGCUGAGACAUCCUGAUUAGGUUUAUCAGUCACCUGACAUUGUCGGUGGCGCGCAGACCUUCAAUGAAACCUGUUUGGUCACAAUGCAUUAUCGACGGGCGAAUUAUUUUAUUUUUUUUUGUCGUCUGUUGGCUAAAGCCUGCGAAGUAAUUUUGAAAUGCGUAUGAAUGAAUUAGUGACAGCGGUCGUUCACGAGGUGGCUCAGUGGGGUCUUUCCCCGGUUUCGGUCGCAGUUGUAUUACGGCUCUGUUCAUAUGGCUUCCGAUGAGGCCUUCGUCUUUUAUCUCUGUCGCCGUUCUGAGAAAUUGUGGGUCGAGUACAGACCAGAAAUGUUUAUCAAACACUGUGGAAAAUACAUCGUCAUUUCAUGUUUCAGAUCAUCAAACAAAUUCAAAUGUCAGACAAAGAUAACCCGAGUCAACAUUUUGAAAUGGUGAUUUUAUGUGUUCAGGAAAAAUCCAUUCCAAACUUCCUGGCCCUUGUGCAAAAAGUAAUGGCCCCCGAAACCCAAUAACUGCUUGGGCCACCCUCAGCAGCAGCAACUGAAAUUGAAAACAGCGUUUUCUCGAACUGGCAAUGAGUCUUUCACGUCUCUUGGGAGAUAUUUUGGCCAACUCCUCCUUGCAGAAUUGUUCCAACCCAGCCACACUGGAGGGGUUUCGAGCAUGAACGGCCUUUUUCAGGUCAUGCCAAAGCCUUUCAAUCAGAUGCAAGUCCGGACUUUGACUCAGCCCCUCCAAAACCUUCAUUUUUCAUUUAUUUUUUUUAUUUAAUUUUUUUUCUCUCUCGUAAGACAUUCAUACGUUGGCCUGCUUGUGUGUUCUGGAUCCUCUUCCUGGUGCGGAACACCAAGUGCGCUUCAGCUUGAAGACACGAGCUGACGGCCAAAACAUUCUCCUUCGGGAUUUUCCGGUAAAGAACAGAAUUCACGGUUCAGUCAAUCACAGUAAUUCGUGAGAGCACGACGAACACGGUGGUCCGUCCCGAAGGACCGCCGUGUGUGACCGUUGGUAGGAUGUUCUUUUUCUCAAAUGCUGUGUUAAAUUUACGCCAGAUGUAUACGCAUAUAUAUAUAUAUAUAUAUAUAGACAUACACGCCUUCCAAAAAGUUCCACUUUUGUGUUGUCAGUCCAUAAUAUUCGAUAUAAAGAUCUUCGGAAUCACUCCGAUUUUUAUUUUUUUUUUUUAUUUUUUUUUUUUUGCGCAUAAGUAAGACAAGAACUUUGUUCUUUUUGGUCAGCAGUGGUUUUUGCCUUGGAACUGGAUGCCAUUUUUGGUAAGUCAUGAAGACUGAUAGAUGUGACUUUCUUUCUCCUCUUUUUUUCUUUCUUUCUUUUUCUUGAAUAUGCUUACAAUGCGUGGGUUUUCUCCGGGCACUCCGGUUUCCUCCCACAUCCCAAAGACAUGCAUGGUAAGUUGAUUGAAGACUCUAAAUUGCCCGUAGGUGUGAAUGUGAGUGCGAACGAACGAUUGUUUGUUUGUUUCUAUGUGCCCUGCGAUUGGCUGGCGACCGGUUCCGGGUGUACCCCGCCUCUCGCCCGAAGAUAGCUGGGAUGUGCUCCGGCACGCCCGCGACCCUGGUGAGGCGAAGCGGUUCCAGUUUAUAGUUCCUAAACGAUGGCAAAGCAACAGACCAGUAUGUAUUCACUUGGCCGGCACCGGGGACCAUUUCUUCUGGCGCCGAAGGACCCUGAUGGCCAGGCCCAUGGUCAAAGAAGCAGGAAUGGCUUCCCUGCUUUUGGAGAACCCUUAUUAUGGCUAUCGAAAACCUAAAGACCAGUUACGAUCCUGUCUAAAGAAUGUGUCAGACCUGUUUGUGAUGGGUGGAGCUCUGAUCUUGGAGUCCUCCGUGCUUCUCCAUUGGCUGGAGACUGAGGGGUACUCACCUGUUGGAAUGACCGGUAUUUCCAUGGGGGGAUAUAUGUCGUCUUUAGCAGCGACUAAUUGGCCGAAGCCGAUCCCUCUGAUUCCCUGCCUGUCGUGGUCCACCGCCUCGAGUGUCUUCACCACGGGUGUGCUAAGUAAAGCAGUGAAUUGGUCGGAGCUGGAGAAGCAAUAUGCCAUUAAUUCGGUGUAUGAAGAAGAGAUCGUUAAGCUGUUGGAGUAUUGUGGGGCUGACUCCUUCAGGAUGGCUCAAGAAUUUGUAAAACCCUCUUCGGGGAGAGGGGAUUCUUUCGACCAUCUACGAGACCAGCCAAGAGGAGACGGAGUGUCAAUGGGCUGCUACUCGAGGGCGGGAGGAAAGGCCGCAACUGGGCCCGGCCUGUGGCUCGGAGAGGGCGUGGCUGCACACGAACUGGACACGUCGUUAUCGGUGGACAACGCCAAGACGCGUUUCGACCCCUCACCGAGUGGCUUCCAAGCAAACAAAUCGCUGACUGGCAAGAAGGAAGAUUCCGCCGAAAUCCGCCGGCCGUCAUUACACGGCGAGUCGAUAAGCUUCAUGAAGGGAGUGAUGGACGAGUGUACACACAUGGCCAACUUCUCUGUCCCUGUUGACACCAGUCUGAUCAUCGUGGUGCAGGCCAAGGAAGAUGCCUAUAUCCCUCGUGCAGGGGUCCUGAGUCUGCAGGAGAUUUGGCCUGGGUGUGAAGUCCGUUAUCUAAAUGGAGGACAUAUCAGCGCUUAUCUAUUUAAACAGAACGUCUUCAGGCUAUCUAUGAUGCAUUCAACCGAUUCUGCCGGAAGUAUCCCCACCUCCUCUAGCCGUGGCAGUGUCGACGCCCUCACCCUCCUGCGACAGCAACUUGCGCUGCGCGUGUGUGUCCGUCCGUGUGCAACUCCUCUCUCAGCCUGUAGAAGGGAAAUGUGAUUGUGCAGCUUUUUUUGCCAACUGAAAAAAACAUGGCUUCCUUGGCUUUUUUUAAAACAUUUGAUUCGGAAUACACAUGUAAAUGACUGCAUCAUGUUUCUUUUUAUUGACUGUAUUGUUGAUGUGUAACUUGUAUGGCAACUGAUGGGAAUGUCCCCCCCCCCCCAACACUUUCUUGUUGAGCCUCAAGCCCAUUUGUAAUCACACCCAUUUAGGAUUAGUAUACCAUUACCCCUAAGGUCCGUAUUUGCAUACCAGUCCCAAUAGUUUAUCCUGCAGGGGCUAUAUGUAAUGUACUUAUUUCCUUUUUUUUAAGUAUUUGAAAUUGCAUUUCUAUAAAUCACAUUUUUUAA